AUGGCGUGUGCAGGGAGGUGUGUGUUGGUGUGUGUGUGGUGUGUGUUCCCGGUGGGGGGGUACGGCCCCAAGCAGCGUGCCCAGAGGAGCGGUGACAUCAUGCUGGGGGGACUCUUCCCCAUCCACCUCGGCGUUGAGUCCCACGACCAGGACCUGGCAGCACGACCCGAGGCGACCGAGUGUGUCAGGUUCAAUUUCCGUGGUUUCCGAUGGCUCCAAGCGAUGGUUUUUGCAGUGGACCAGAUCAACAACAGCACUGACCUCCUUCCUAAUGUCACUCUUGGCUACCGUAUCCAUGAUACCUGCAACACCGUCUCCAAGGCCCUAGAGGCCACGUUGAGUUUUGUGGCACAGAACAAGAUCGACUCGUUAAGCCUCGAUGAGUUCUGUAACUGUUCUGGAAAGGUUCCAUCUACAAUCGCAGUUGUUGGCGCCACGGGGUCAAGUGUCUCUACCUCAGUGGCAAACCUCCUGGGAUUGUUCUACAUCCCACAGAUCUCUUACGGCUCGUCCAGUCGUCUCCUUAGCAACCGGCAGCAGUUCCAGUCGUUCAUGCGCACCAUCCCCUCAGAUGAACAGCAGGCUGUUGCCAUGGCCGCGGUCAUCGACCACUUUGGCUGGAACUGGGUGAUUGCUGUGGCGUCCGAUGAUGACUACGGGAGACCUGCUGUGGAGAAGUUUGAGAACGAGAUGCUAGAGAGAGACAUAUGCAUCGACCUGAACGAGCUCAUAUCGCAGUAUGCCACUGAGGCCGAGGUCCAGGCACUGGCAGAUCGUAUACAGAACUCGUCUGCUCGCGUCAUCGCCGCCUUUGCCACAGCGCCAGACCUGGAGCCCCUGGUGCGCGAGCUGGCACGGCGGAACCUGACAGGGCGCGUGUGGCUGGCCAGCGAGGCCUGGGCCACCUCCUCGCUCAUCGCCCGGCCCGACUACCUGGAUGUGAUGGUGGGCACGCUGGGCUUCGCCCUCAGGGCCGGACCCAUACCAGGCUUCCGGGACUUUCUGCGGCAGAUUCGUCCUGGUCCAAGCUUAGUCCAUAACGAGUUUGUCCGGGAGUUCUGGGAGGAGACCUUUAACUGCUACCUGGACGAUCAGGACGGCGCCACCCGGAGGGAGAGAAAGCAGGAGGGGAGCGAUGUGGAUGGUGAGGAUGAGGGCGCUAGCCUUCGUCCCCGUUGCUCUGGAGAUGAGGAUGUGUCCAGCGUGGAGACUCCAUACCUGGACUACACACACCUGCGAAUAUCCUACAAUGUCUACGUGGCUGUGUAUGCCAUCGCCCAUGCACUGCAGGAGAUUCUGACAUGCAAACCGGGGAAGGGGCUGUUUGCCAACAACUCCUGCGCUGACAUACGGAGGGUGGAGGCAUGGCAGGUCCUGAAGCAGCUUCGUCAUCUUCGCUUUCAUGACAGCUUGGGAGAACUUGUCAGCUUUAAUGAAGGGGCAGAGCUCCAUGGCAACUAUACAAUUAUGAACUGGCAUCGGUCACCUAGUGACAACUCAGUGGAGUUCCAUGAGGUCGGUUUCCAUGUCAGCGCCAACGGGAGAGGAGAAGGAAAGCUGCACAUCGACCGCACAAAGAUCAUCUGGACUGGACAGAUGACAGAGGUGCCAUUCUCCAACUGCAGUGAUGACUGCGACCCGGGCACCCGGAAGGGCAUCAUCGACGGGAUGCCGACCUGCUGCUUUGAGUGCACAGAGUGUUCCGAUGGCGAGUACAGUGAUCACAAAGAUGCGAGUAUUUGCACCAAGUGUCCCAGUGAUUCCUGGUCACAUGGGAACCACACCAGCUGCUUCCGAAAGGAGAUCCACUUCCUGUCGUGGGAGGAGCCUUUUGGGGUAACCCUGGCCAUCCUGGCAUCCUUGGGCGUUAUGGCAACGGCUUUCGUCCUGGCAUUAUUCAUCAAGUUCAGGGACACGCCCAUCGUCAAAGCGGCCAAUCGAGAGCUUUCGUACCUGUUGCUGAUCUCUCUAAUUUGCUGCUUCCUAAGCUCUCUGAUCUUCAUCGGCAAACCAAAAGACUGGACCUGCCGUCUGCGCCAACCAGCCUUUGGCGUCAGCUUCGUCCUGUGUAUCUCCUGCAUCCUGGUCAAGACCAACAGGGUGCUGCUGGUCUUUGAAGCCAAGAUCCCCACCAGCGUCCAUCGCAAGUGGUGGGGUCUCAACCUACAGUUCUUGCUGGUCUUCCUCUUCACUUUCGUUCAGGUGGCCAUCUGUGUGGUGUGGUUGUACAACGCCCCCCCGGCCAGCUAUGAAAACCAUGAACUGGACGAUGAGGUCAUUGUGGUGACCUGCCAUGAGGGGUCAGCCAUGGCUCUUGGCCUUCUGAUUGGUUACACCUGUCUGCUGGCUGCCGCCUGCUUCCUGUUUGCUUUCAAGUCGCGAAAGCUUCCGGAGAACUUCACGGAAGCGAAGUGCAUCACAUUCAGCAUGCUCAUCUUUUUCAUCGUGUGGGGCUCGUUUGUGCCGGCAUACGUCAGCACCCACGGGAAGUACGUGUCAGCGGUGGAGGUGAUCGCUAUCCUGGCCUCCAGUUUCAGCAUGCUGGCCUGCCUGUUCUUCAACAAAGUCUACAUCCUGCUCUUCAAGCCGUCACGGAACACAGUGGAGGAGGUUCGGUGCAGCACGGCGGCACACGCCUUCAAAGCAGCUGCUAGGGCAACGCUGCGCCACGGCUCCAACGCCUCACGCAAGCGCUCUUCGUCACCCUCUCUCUCCUCGUCCUCGUCCUCGAAGCCUGAGCUGGAGGGUGGCUCGCUGGACAGAGGGCAGGUCCCCAGAGUUAGCUUUGAGCGGGUGUCCAUGUCCACGAUUGACAGGAAGAGUCCAAAGGAGGGCUCCAAACCCUGA
Alosa alosa (allis shad) is the source of this 2847-nucleotide messenger RNA. It is a transcript of the gene casr, whose product is annotated as calcium-sensing receptor. The transcript has 13 exons. The coding region runs from base 1 to 2847 and encodes 948 amino acids. The record is from RefSeq and is a predicted model, not a curated record. Gene Ontology annotation, cellular component: membrane. Gene Ontology annotation, molecular function: calcium ion binding; G protein-coupled receptor activity. Gene Ontology annotation, biological process: G protein-coupled receptor signaling pathway; intracellular calcium ion homeostasis; regulation of calcium ion transport. NCBI's taxonomy places the organism in Eukaryota, Metazoa, Chordata, Actinopteri, Clupeiformes, Clupeidae.